Molecule: messenger RNA, 3430 nt
Organism: Corticium candelabrum
Lineage: Eukaryota; Metazoa; Porifera; Homoscleromorpha; Homosclerophorida; Plakinidae
Exons: 7
Coding region: 577-3015 (812 amino acids)
Biological process (GO): DNA integration
Molecular function (GO): nucleic acid binding
Source: RefSeq, a predicted model, not a curated record
GUCUUGGCCGAGACACAUUUCCUUAGGAUAUCUGUCUCGGCCGAGGCGCUAGGAAAUCUGUCACCACGCAGGAAAUAUGUCAUUGUGUGUCUCACCCACACGCAUGUGCAAUUGUUUGAUAUUCUGAAUGACGGGAAGCGCCAUGGAAGAGCAAAUGUACGAGCGGGUCGUUUUCUACCUUGAAAACGGUUCAUAUCCAACAGGUAGGCUGACGAAGAACAGCUGUCACACCGUCUCUACGUCCGUGCGAUUGCCGAUCCUCCUAACGAUGUUGGUGAUCUAGGUCUCUCGGAAAGCGAGAAGAGUGGUGUCCGUAAGAAAUCCAAACUGUUCCAGCUAGAGGAAGGGAUUCUCUACUUCCAAGACAAGAAACAAUCGACACGCAGACAAGUUAUCAGAGACGAUACGACAAAAAGACAGCUAAACUGGAAGUUGCGGAAAUCGUCUGUUGGUGUAAGUCAGUAAUUUCAAAAUUGGUCGCCCUCACCCUUUGGCAGUUUUGGUACGCCCCUGCUAGUAAACUGCAAGGGCAGAUGACAAAAUGUCGUCAUGUUGACUUAAUAAAAUGUUUACAUUAUGUCUUCUCUGUAUAUCCAGAUUCUCCAAGGAUGUCAUGUCACUGGAGGUCAUCAUCUUGGCAGGGACAAAACGCUAGAUCGAGUGACAAAGAAGUACUACUGGCUAGGAAUAGUAGCUGAUGUGAAACAACUAGUUCAACAUUGUGAUAUAUGUCAGAGAGUGAAAAGAAAGUUUGAUCAUCCAUCAGAACCGUUACAUCCAUUACCUGUACCAUCUAAGGUCUGGUCGCAAAUUGGCGUUGACUUGGUUGGACCAUUGCAAGUCACUAGUAGUGGCAAUCAGUAUAUUGUUGUGGCUGUCGAUUACUUCAGCAAAUGGCCUGAAGCCAAAGCAAUUCCAUCGAAAGAAGCAAUUCACGUUGCUGAUUUCCUUAACUCACUCUUUCUACGACAUGGAUUUCCAGAGGUGUUGAUAUCCGAUCAAGGUCGCGAGUUUUGCAAUGCUAUCUGCAAUGAACUUUUGACAAAGACAGGAGUCAAACACAGAAUUACGUCUGCCUACCACCCUCAAACAAACGGACUGACUGAGCGUUUCAAUCAGACACUGAAAAAUGGAAUCUGCCAGAUGACAAACUGCACAGAUGAAGACUGGGAUUCAACAAUUGAGGCUAUUCUAUUUUCCUAUCGCACUGCUGUUCAUGCUUCGACCAAAUUCACACCAUUCUUUCUUUUUAAUAAUCGAGAUCCUCGUAUGCCUCUAGAUGUGCAACUGCAUGCACACCACGUCUCAGAUUCAACUGCGGAAACCACGAUGCAUUGCCUGACUGAUGAAGAGAUGCAACAUGAUGUAGAACUGCUAGUCAAUCUGAAACACCAGUAUACAGCAGCUGCAAAACGAAAUAUUGUCAAAGCCCAGGAACGCCAGAAAGCUUACUAUGACAAGCGCCAUAAUACAUAUUCUUUAUCUCUCGAUCUCAAUGACCAAGUUCUUUUAAAAAAUAGUAAACAUGACAGCCGUAAGGGUGGAAAGCUGGACGUGAAGUGGACUGGUCCAUACUGGGUGUCAGAACGUCUUCCGAAAGGCUGUUUCAAGCUGAAAAAUGGAAAUGGUGCUGUUCUGAAGCAAAUCUUUCAUGCAAGUCGUCUCAAACCGUAUUAUCCACCGCAGAGCUACGAGCCAUGUGGUACUGGCACUUCAGACGAGUGCAAAGAUACCAUCAAUGAAGAUGAAAAUGCUGCAGAAGCCAUUGAAUGGCACGCGGAUGACUUACCUCUUCUAUCCCCUGCGUCUGCAUGUGUACGUGUGGAUGCUUCAGUUGCAUUCCAACUUGAUGCGCAACCUUCAAGGACACAUCAAAAUGAAGGACAGGGGUUAUUGGUGAUGGAUAACAGGACAGAAAUAGAGGCCCGUUCAUUACCAUCUACAACUCAACCAUCAGCUUCAUCCAGGCAAAUCUCAGAUGAAACUGACAAGGGAGCUUCAUCCAGGGAAAUCUCAGAUGAAACUGACAAGGGCACUGUUGGAAGCAGAAGUAUCAAAUGUGACAGACGUAAAUUACGGUUGGAACCUAAGAAAAGAGUACGUUUCCAGCUUGCGACAAAUGAAGAUGACAAAGAAUGCAGUCAGACAGCGAAUGAGGAGGAGAAUAGCAGAGAAGAAGAUGGAAAACGUAAGCGCAAGCUUGAUUAUAGGGGCCAAACUCAACCCCAAACAAAACGAAGACGUACUAUAGAAUCUAAGAAGAACAGUUUCACUAUUUCAAGGCGAAUGAGAGAAAUUCUCAUGCAAGGCCGCGAGCUUACGGAUGAGCAUAUUUCUCUUGCUCACAACAUACUAAAGAAACAGUUUCCACACAUUGAUGGCCUACAGUCACCGUUACUUGCACAGACGAAUGGUUUUAUCCCAGUCCAGCAUGAGGGCAUCCAGAUACAUCACGUCCCUGAGCGAAGCCAUUGGGUAACUUCUAGUUGCUGUGGCCAACAUAUAUCAGUUUAUGACAGCAAAGAGGCCGGUUUUCAACUUAGUACUUCUCUCAGUCACCAGUUAGCCUUGAUUUAUAGGCUGGCGGUAGAAGAUGAUAGCGAAGACGAUGAUGAUGGAAAUGAUCCCAUCAACUUGUUUGUUCAAAAGCCCUAUGUCCAACAGCAGAGGGAAGGUUCGGAUUGCGGACUGUUUGCCAUUGCAUUUGCUGUGCAUCUUGCUUUUGGAGACAAUUUAUCGACUCUGCAAUUCGACCAGGCACUGAUGAGACGGCACCUUCUCAAAUGCUUUCAGCAGAAAGAAAUGAUGCCUUUUCCGCAGAUGACAAAGACCACGGCUCAUCGUCCCAAGAGACUUCGCGGUGUCAUGAUUGAGCUUUGUCGUUGGUGCUUGAUGCCCGAGACAUUUGCUGCUACAGUGAAGUGCCAGAAAUGCGAUGAUUGGUGUCAUUUGAAAUGUGCUAGACCGAUAUUGCCUACUAGGAGCAAAAAAUGGACCUGUGGUAACUGCAAGUAAAAAUUCUGCAUGCAUACACUAGCUGACACUAUACACAUGUAUAUAGUUCGUGUUUGCGUUCAACGUGCAUUACUGUUUGCAUUGUGUGUAUGAUGAGCCUAGAACUUUGUUUAAACUGUGCUGUACGUAUACAUACGUAUAGUGGGAGGCUGCAGUACAAAUGAGAAACCUGGAAUGCUGUGUUAUGUUCCCUAGAAACGUGGUUAAAUAUAUCAUGAUUUAGGCCCAUUAGUAAAUUCCCUGCUGCAUGGAGGCAUUUUCAAUACCGAAACACCGGCCGUUCUGGGUUUUCCUAGAACAUUCAGAGUGAGCUGCGUUUCCUAGCUCCGAGACCGAUUUCCUAGGAAAUCUGUCCCGCCCGAUACCGAUUUCCUAGAACAUGCAGGGCGUGACGGAUUUCCUAGCUCCGAGACCA